AUGAUGAAGGUAGAGGGCAAUGCGGGGUUCACCCUCUAUGAGAGAGAGCGGAUCAAGAUUGCAACAAAUAACUUCAACAAGGCACACAUUAUUGGGGAAGGAGGACAGGGAACUGUUUACAGAGCAGUGAUAGAUGGCACUACCAUGGCAAUAAAGAGGUGCAAGGAGAUUAAUGAGAGCAAAAAAAUGGACUUUGUGCAGGAAUUGGUCAUCCUUUGUCGCGUCAACCAUACCAACAUCGUCAGGCUGUUGGGUUGUUGCCUUCAGUUUGAGGCACCUAUGCUUGUCUAUGAGUUUGUGCAAAACAAAACACUACAAGAGCUGUUGGAUCUCCAGAGGAGCAAGAGGUUUCAUGUCACACUAGGAACACGUCUAAGGAUCGCUGCAGAAUCCGCAGAUGCAUUUGCACAUCUCUACUCGCUGCCACGUCCAAUACUCCACGGCGAUGUGAAGCCAGCCAACAUUCUUCUCGCAGAGGGAUUGGUUGCGAAGGUGUCCGACUUUGGUUGUUCAACAAUCGAUGAGAAAACCCAAGUUGUGCCAAAAGGUACACCAGGCUAUAUUGAUCCGGACUAUCUACUCGAGUACCAGCUCACAGCCAGCAACGAUGUAUAUAGCUUUGGAGUCAUUCUUCUCGAGCUUCUCACUAGUAGGAGGCCAUUUUCAAAAGAAAGGAAGAGCUUAACAUCAAUGUUUCAGGAAGCUAUGGCAAAUGGCACACUUGUCGAGCUCCUUGAUAGCGACAUAGUUGAUGAAGCUAGCAUGCGAGUGAUCCAACAAGCCGCGGUUCUAGCUAAUCAAUGCUUGGUUGUUCCAGGUACAACCAGGUCCACAAUGAUGCUAGUGGCCACAGAGCUCUGA
Messenger RNA from Oryza sativa Japonica Group (Japanese rice), 861 nucleotides. Lineage: Eukaryota; Viridiplantae; Streptophyta; Magnoliopsida; Poales; Poaceae. The record is from RefSeq and is a predicted model, not a curated record.